Molecule: messenger RNA, 1536 nt
Organism: Exophiala viscosa
Lineage: Eukaryota; Fungi; Ascomycota; Eurotiomycetes; Chaetothyriales; Herpotrichiellaceae
Product: major facilitator superfamily domain-containing protein
Exons: 2
Coding region: 1-1536 (511 amino acids)
Biological process (GO): transmembrane transport
Cellular component (GO): plasma membrane
Molecular function (GO): transmembrane transporter activity
Source: RefSeq, a predicted model, not a curated record
AUGCCACCGGUGAACUCUACGUUCAAAGCCGAUGAUUCUGUCAAUGGCGAGACGCAGAAAGAGUUUGUCGAGCCAGUCCGACCAGCUUAUACCCAUCUCGACCGAGACGACAUCGACCGUCUCUCACCAGAACAUCGCGAAUAUCUCCUGGCCCGCCAUGGCACGCUUGACCUUGAUCCGGUACCUGAUAUGAGCGAUGCGGAUCCUUACAACUGGCCGCAUCGGAAGAAGGUCGUCAACCUCAUGAUCGUCGCCUUCCACGCAAUGAUGGCCACAUUCACAGCUGCAUCCAUCCAAUCUGCUUUUGAGAACAUCGCAGCAGACCUAGGCUGCAGUCUUCAACGUGCCAGUUACUUGACGUCUCUCCAGAUUGCCAUCCUUGGUGGAGCUCCUCUCUUUUGGAAGCCAUUGUCGGAUCGUUAUGGACGACGACCAGUCUUCAUCGUUUCACUCAUCUGCUCCAUGGUUGCCAACAUCGGCUGCUCCGAAAGCCAUUCGUAUGGUAGCAUGGCUGCCUCACGAGCAAUAGUGGCCUUCUUCAUUAGCCCUGCCGCUGCUAUUGGAAGUGCUGUGGUCGCGGAGACAUUCUUCAAACAGAGUCGAGCCCGGUAUAUGGGUAUCUGGACUGUGAUGGUCACAAUCGGUGUUCCGAUUUCACCAUUCAUUUUCGGAUUUCUCGCCUAUCGCGUCGACUACCGAUGGAUCUACCGCGUUCUUGCAAUCACAAAUGCCGUCCAACUGAUAGUCUAUCUCUUCCUCGGCCCUGAGACUCGCUACCUUCGCCACGGUGUGCGCCAUGAAGGCUCGGCAUUCAAGCAAGAGUACAUGCAACUGCGCCGUAUCGACCCAACACCACUCCGCUUCCGGGAUUUCGUGCAACCCCUACGAUACUUUGCGCGACCAAGUGUGGUUGUUCCCGCGGUGGCAUAUGCCAUGGUCUUCCUCUUCGCCAGCGUCAUGCUCACGGUCGAGGUGCCACAGCUCUUCGGUCCGGCCUUCAAGUUCAACACGCAACAGAUGGGUCUGCAGUACAUCUCGAUGAUCAUCGGGUCACUCCUGGGAGAACAAAUCGGCGGCUUCACCUCUGACGCCUGGAUGAAUCGACGCACCAAGAAGAUCGGGACCAAACCUGCACCGGAGUGGCGUCUGUGGUUGUCGUACAGCGGAUACAUACUUUCCAUUGUCGGUGUGAUUGUCUUCCUGGUCCAACUCGGUGAGAUUGGGGACAAUUACAACGUCACACCCCUUGUUGGGGCCGCCAUUGCCAGUGGAGGUAAUCAGAUUGUGACCACGGUUCUCAUCACCUACGCUGUGGACUGCUACAGGGAGGACGCUGCGUCGGUCGGUGUGUUUAUCACUUUCGUCCGUCAAAUGUGGGGAUUCAUUGGUCCUUUCUGGUUCCCUCAGAUGUUCACCAAUGUUGGACUGUACGGGUCGGCAGGCAUUAUUACCGCGUUGGUGAUCGUGUUCAGCUUGAUUCCUACAAUCAUCCUGCAAUGGAAGGGUAGCGCGUGGAGAUCGAGCCACACUGCUUGA